CGAACCGGCAGCCGGGCGCAGACCUCAGUUCUGUGACGGCGCGGAAGAGGCCCCCACUUUUCUCCAGCCACCUCCACCAGCAGCAGACCCCCUCAUUCUGCGCUCCCAGAGCAGCGGAACUUCUCGUCAGCGCUGCUGUCUGACGGAUUUGGCGACCUUGACAGCGCGCAGUGGAGAGGAACUUUACAGGAGUGGAUCCGUGGCUCCGUCUGCAGCUUCCCCACAAAGAAGACAGGAAGAAUCAGAGGGAGAAGUCUGUUCUUUGGAGUUACUGUAAGCCGCUAAAGUUUGGAGUUAAUCGGAAAAAGGAAGAAGGAGGAAACUGGAGUAUGUGAGGAGGAGGAGUGUUGGAUCCAUCAUUCAUUACAGGUGCAGAGAGAGAGAUUGAAGUUGAUCUCUUUAGAGGAUGCUCAGUGGGAAACCUCAUCCAGACGAUCGUAUCUAGUUCGUGGAAGUGGGGCGAACUUAAACUGUAAAACAAACACAGACCGUCUGAGUGAAUCCCAGCUGCAGCUUCUCGCUCCGCGCGCGCUCUGCUCGGUGCGCUCUGACGGACAGACGGAGAGAGACCCACGGGGCUGCAGCAGGAGAGCCGCGCCGCGCCGCGGGAUCACACCUCAGUCCGCUUUGGCACUUGUUGUCCGUUACGGGGUCCCUGGAACAAUGUUGGAGAGGCGCUGGCGCGGAUCGAUGUGGCGCGCCACAUGGAUUUUAUUUCUCCCCUUUCUGAUCCACUCCACAGCGGCUCAAGAUGACGUGCCUCCCUAUUUUAAGACCGAGCCGGUGCGAAGCCAGCUUCACCUGGAACGAAAUCGCUUGGUUCUGACUUGCAUGGCGGAGGGAAGCUGGCCGCUGGAAUUUAAAUGGAUCCACAAUACCACCGAACUAACACGAUUUUCACUGGAGUACAGGUACCUAAUCCCUUCACUGGAUCGUUCCCAUGCCGGGUUCUACCGCUGCAUUGUGAGGAAUCGGGUGGGAGCCCUUCUGCAGAGACGCACAGAAGUACAAGUAGCCUUCAUGGGCAGUUUUGAAGAAGGCGAGCGUGCUCAGUCCGUCUCUCAGGGAGAGGGCGCUGUCAUUCCAGCUCCACGGAUUCGGAGUUUCCCACAACCGCAAGUCACCUGGUUCAGAGACGGACGGAAGAUUCCACCCAGCAGUCGCAUUGCAAUUACUUUGGACAACACAUUGGUUAUCUUGUCUUCGGUGGCACCAGACGCUGGGCGGUACUACGUACAAGCAGUAAAUGACAUAAAUGGAGAGAACAAGACCAGCCAACCUAUCACCCUGACUGUUGAGAAUAUCGGAGGUCCUGCAGACCCAAUUGCUCCCACGAUCAUCAUACCUCCAAGGAACACUAGUGUGGUGAUGGGAACAUCAGAGGUCACAAUGGAGUGUGUGGCCAAUGCCAGACCUCUUAUCAAGCUGAGCAUCUCAUGGCGUAAAAACGGCAUGUUGGUGAGCAGCGGUUUGAGCGACUUCAACCGCAGACUGACCAUCCUCAGCCCCAUGGUGAGCGACGCCGGCUUCUAUGAAUGCGAGGCCGUUCUCCGCAGCAGCAGCGUGCCCUCUGUCAGCGCCGGGGCAUAUCUUCAUGUGUUUGAGCCGCCACAGUUUAUUAAAGAACCAGAGAAACACAUCACAGCUGAGAUGGAGAAGGUGGUGGACAUUCCCUGUCAGGCGAGGGGAGUUCCCCAGCCAGAAAUUGUCUGGUACAAAGAUGCCCUUCCCAUUGAUCCGGUGAAGACGCCCAGGUACAGGGUGCUGGUGGGGGGGAGCCUUCAGGUCAACGGCCUGCUGCCCGAUGACACCGGCAUGUUUCAGUGCUUUGCCAGAAACGCAGCUGGAGAAGUUCAGACCAACACCUACCUGGCUGUAACCAGCAUCGCACCGAACAUCACAGCCGGACCCUCUGACAGCACAGUGAUUGACGGAAUGUCAAUCAUCCUGCACUGUGAGACCUCAGGAGCUCCAAGGCCCGCUAUAACCUGGCAGAAAGGAGAGCGCGUUUUGGCCAGCGGCUCAGUGCAGCUGCCCAGGUUCACUCUGCUGGAGUCAGGCAGUUUGCUCAUAUCCCCUUCCCACAUCUCUGAUGCCGGGACCUACACCUGUAUGGCAAGCAAUUCUAGGGGAAUUGAUGAGGCGUCCGCUGACCUCAUUGUCUGGGCUCGCACUCGGAUUACCACCCCCCCACAGGACCAGAGCGUCAUCAAAGGGACUAAGGCCAUUAUGACCUGUGGAGUCACACACGACCCCAGUGUAAUUAUCAGGCAUGUCUGGGAAAAAGACGGUUCGGCGAUCAAUGUUCAUUCAAUCCCCCGCAUGCGCCUGGACGCCGACGGCACCCUGCACAUUUCCCAGACCUGGUCGGGUGACAUCGGCACGUACACAUGCAGAGUCAACUCGGUCGGAGGCAACGACUCUCGCAGCGCUCACCUCCGUGUCAGGCAGCUUCCCCAUGCCCCGGAGAACCCCACGGCCAUGCUGAGCAAGUCUGAAAAAAGAGCCAUCGACCUGGCCUGGGCCAAGCCUUUCGAUGGCAACAGUCCUCUCAUACGUUAUAUCCUGGAGGUUUCUGAAAACAAUGCUCCCUGGGCCAUCCUGCUGGCCAAUAUUGAACCCGAGUCCACAGCGGUGACAGUGAAUGGCUUGAUCCCGGCCCGCUCCUAUCAGUUCCGCCUCUGUGCCGUUAAUGAUGUCGGGAAGGGGCAGUUCAGUAAGGAGACCGACCGUUACCGUCUAACUGGGCUUCCUGUGGACUACCAGCUGAAAAACAUCUCCAGCCCAGAUGUGACCACCCUGCUGCUGGAAGACCUCAUCAUCUGGACCAACUAUGAGAUUGAGGUGGCGGCCUACAAUGGGGCGGGAUUGGGCAGCUUCAGCCAUAAAGUCACAGAGUGGACCCUCCAAGGAGGUACAUUGUUGGCCUGGGAACCUGGCAAAGAAGAGGACGUUUCCAUGGUAACAGUACGACCUAACUUCCAGGACAGCGUCCAUGUGGGAUACGUGACAGGCCUGAAGAAGUUCACCGAGUAUUUCACCUCGGUGUUGUGCUUCACUACACCUGGAGACGGCCCCCGCAGCCCACCUAGGGCUCUGAAGACUCAUGAGGACACCCCCGGUGCUGUGGGUCACCUGAGCUUUACAGAGAUCCUGGAUACUUCUCUUAAAGUCAGCUGGAGCGAGCCUGGUGAGAAGAAUGGAGUUCUAACAGGUUACCGCAUUUCAUGGGAGGAGUUCAACCGGACCAACACCAGAGUCACCCACUAUCUGCCGAAUGUCACCCUGGAGUACAGGGUCACAGGCCUAACCGCUCUCACCACAUACACUAUCGAAGUGGCAGGAAUGACCUCCAAAGGCCAGGGCCAGCUGUCCUCCUCUACUAUCUCCUCUGGAGUCCCACCAGAGCUUCCUGGCCAUCCUACCAACAUUGCUAUAACCAACAUCGGCCCACGCUCUGUCAACCUGCAGUUUAAACCUGGCUAUGAUGGCAAAACCUCUAUUUCUCGUUGGCUUGUAGAAGCCCAGGUUGGAGUGGUGGGAGAAAAUGAAGAGUGGGUGUUGGUUCAUCAGGUGUCAAAUGAACCCGAGGCUCGCUCUCUGGAGGUGCCUGGUCUCAACCCAUACACCUUCUACAGAUUCCGCAUGCGGCAGGUGAACAUAGUUGGCAGCAGUCCUCCCAGCCAGCCGUCAAGGAAGAUUCAGACGCUUCCAGCUCCUCCUGACAUGGCCCCCGCCAAUGUCACCCUGCGCACAGCCAGUGAGACCAGCCUGUGGCUGCGAUGGAUGCCCCUUCCUGAAUGGGAAUACAAUGGAAACGCAGAGCAGGUGGGAUACAGCAUUCAGUACUACCGCGUCGGCUCCCAGGGCCGCGGGCUGACCCACAUCAUCACAGAUCGUUUGGAGAGGGAGUUCACCAUCGAAGACCUGGAGGAGUGGACGGAGUACGAGGUCAGGGUCCAGGCUGUCAACGGCAUUGGGACGGGACCGUGGAGCCAGCCGGUCAGAGGCAGAACCAGGGAGUCCGUUCCUUCAUGUGGACCCACUAACGUGUCAGCAUUCGCCACCACCUCAAGCAGCAUCUUAGUGCGUUGGUCUGAAGUCCCUGAGCCCGACAGGAACGGACUCAUUCUUGGCUACAAGGUGAUGUAUAAGGAGAAGGAUUCUGACAGCGUGGUCCGCUUCUGGAUGGUGGAGGGGAACGCGUCCCACAGCAUCCAGCUGACCGGUUUGGGGAAAUACGUGCUGUAUGAGAUCCAGGUCCUGGCUUUCACUCGGAUCGGAGACGGACGGCCGAGCUCUCCGCCCAUCCUGGAGAGGACUUUGGAUGAUGUACCAGGACCUCCAGUUGGUAUCCUCUUCCCUGAAGUGCGGACCACGUCUGUCCGGCUGAUCUGGCAGUCGCCUGCGCAGCCAAACGGCAUCAUCCUUGCCUACCAGAUCACUUACCACCUGAACUCUACAAACAGCAACGCAGCCACAGUGGACGUCCUGAACCCAAGCACUCGCCAGUACACCGUCACCAGCCUCAAACCAGAAUCCGUCUACGUGUUUCGCAUCACAGCACAGACCAGGAAGGGCUGGGGCGACGCGGCCGAGGCUCUGGUGGUCACAACGGAGAAAAGAGCUCGUCCCCAGCCCACCAGCCGCCCCAUCGUUCCUCAGAAGGAUGUCCAGGCCCGUCAGGUGCUGCUCUCCUGGGAGCCGGGCAGCGAUGGGCUCUCCCCAGUGCGUUACUACACCGUGCAGCAGAAGGAGCUGCCUCAGAACAACUGGACGGUGCACUCCGCCUCCGUCAACCACGAGGCUACGUCCUACAUUGUGUCCGGGCUGAAACCGUUUACUUCCUAUCAGUUCAGAGUAAAAGCUACCAACGACAUAGGGGACAGUGAGUACAGUGAGGAGAGUGAAGCUAUCACAACUCUACAGGAUGAGCUCAGUAAACACAAGCGCUAUGAAAUACGCAUGAGUGUGUACAACGCUGUGGGAGAGGGGCCAGGCAGCCCACCCCAGGAGAUUUACUUUUGGGAGUUCCAGCGUAAGAACGCGACAGAGCGACUGCGGACUCUUUUUAUGCCAGAGAGGGGUGUGAAACUGAAGAACCUGACUGGGUACACCACAUACAUGAUCAGCGUGGCCCCCUUCAACGCUGCUGGCGAUGGACCCCGCAGCCCCCCGACCAGGGGACGAACUCAGCAAGCCGCUCCAAGUGCGCCGAGUUUCAUUCACUUCAGUGAGCUGACCACCACCUCUGUCAACGUGUCCUGGGGCGAACCCACCUUUCCUAACGGCAUCAUUGAAGGCUACCGUCUGGUUUAUGAGCCAUUAACCCCUGUAGAUGACCCCUCAGUGGCCUGUGCCGACUGUCUUCACUCCCCCUCCCCCCCAGGCGUCAGUAAGACAGUUACGGUGGACGUGAAGGGGGGCGGGCCCCUCUGGUUGAAGCUCCGAGAUUUGGCCGACGGCAUCACAUACAACUUCCGCAUCCGAGCCAAGACCUUCAUCUAUGGGCCGGAGGUGGAGGCCAACAUCACUACUGGACCAGGGGAAGGAGCCCCAGGACCCCCUGGAGAACCUUUUAUUACACGUUACGGUUCAGGCCUGACGAUCCACUGGACGGGAGGUGACCCAGGACGGGCUCCUAUAACACGAUAUGUCAUCGAGGCCAGACCUUCAGAUGAAGGUUUGUGGGAUAUUAUAAUCAAGGACAUCCCAAAGGAUGCAACAUCACACACAUUCAACAUGGAUGUACUUAAACAAGGCGUCAGCUAUGACUUCCGGGUAAUCGCAGUGAACGACUACGGCUACGGCUCUCCAAGCAUGCCUUCACCCUCUAUAUCUGCUCAGAAAGUGGCCCCGUUUUAUGAGGAGUGGUGGUUCCUGGUCGUCGUGGCGCUGGUGGGACUCAUCUUCAUCCUGCUGCUGGUUUUCAUCCUCAUCAUCAGAGGACAGAGCAAGAAAUAUGCAAAGAAGUCUGAGGCAGUGUGUCUCUACGUGUGUCCAGGUAACAACUCUAAUUGCAAUGCUCUGACCCACGGGGACAUGGUCAGCCUCGACGAAGGCCGCUUCCCCGCGCUGGAGCUCAACAACCGACGGCUGUCAGUGAAAAACUCUUUCUGUCGGAAGAACGGCGUCUACACCAGGUCUCCACCCAGGCCCAGUCCAGGCAGUCUCCACUAUUCAGACGAGGAUGUGAGCACCAAAUACAAUGACUUGAUCCCUGCAGAAAGCACAAACCUGACUGAGAAACCCUCAGAAAUCUCUGACUCACAGGAGGCGCUGGUGUUUUCAUAUGGGACAGGUGGCCUACAUACACUUCCACUGCAUUUGGGGAGCGACAACGAGUACGAGGUCGACCCAAACCGACAGAAGACGCAUUCGUUCGUCAACCACUACAUAAGCGACCCCACCUACUACAACUCCUGGCGCCGCCAGCAGAAGGGAAUAUCCCGAGCACAGGCCUACAGCUUCACCGAGUCUGAGUCGGGAGAACCAGAGCAUCACGCCCCGCCUCCGCUGCCCCCUCUACCGCCGCUGCCCCCGCAGCUCAGUUCGCCCAGCCCUCAACCUCAACAGGCCCAGGGUCAACCUCAGGGUCAAGGCAACCUGUUUCGGCCCAAAGGAAGUCGGACUCCCACCCCCUCCCAGCAGUGCUCCAACCCCCCCAGCCAGCACAGCACCCUGUACAGGCCCCCCAGCAGCCUAGCCCCCGGGUCACGCGCUCCUAUCGCUGGCUUCUCCUCCUUUGUGUGAUAAAUGCGGAAAAGGAGCAAACUUUCUGGAAGCGUUAACGCGAAAUAGAACAUCACGGCAUGAUGCCAAAUCCGCCAGUUUAAUCAAUCACAGCAGUUUCUCGCCUCUUAUAGCCUUCUGUUUUUCAUUUUUACGCUUUUUUUUCUUCCGUUCUACUUAAACGGUGACUUUUCACAGCGCUUGUUUCUCUUUAGUGUGGAAGUGUGCCAUCGUAAACUCAAGUUUUUCCUUUUACCUGUUGAUAAAACACAUCUGCAGUUGUAUUUGUUGAACUACUUGCAUGACUUUGCUUCUCAUUCUUUCCUCUUUUUGUUGCUUUUUAGAAACACGUUAAUCAGCAAUCUCUGUACAAAGUCACAAGUCUUUGAAAACACAAAAAAAAAACAUUUGCUACAUAUAUAUCUAUAUAGAUAUAUAUAAAUAUAUAUAUAUAACAUAUAUAUAGUGGAGAGACCUAGAAGUCAAAAUUGAGCUGGUGGACAUAAUCUUUACAAACGGAGACUCAUGAAGAGAAGAAAAGACUUGAUUAGGCUCCAUGUAAAAACAAAAUAUGAAGGAUAACAAACAUAACUUGUACCAAGGACACAAAUCUGCAUUAGUGUGGAACCAAAUCGUUGGGCUGGGAGCGUGCACACAUGCAGAGGUCAGAGGUGACUGUCCUGUGCCUGAGGGACUUACCAUCUAUGAAAUAGGUGUAUGUCUGUUUAACUAAAGAAUUUUUUCAUGAGAUUGUUGCAGCGGAAGACGGCCGCCUUGAUUGAAACACUUACUUCUACCACCUGGCACCAGUUGUGACCACGCCGUUCAUGGUGCCCUCCAGCUACCAGAGCCUCCUUUUACGCUCAACGGAUGGAAGUCGGCGGCGAAGGAUCGAACCUUCACUGCUUUCUCUCUGCUCUUGUAUAAACACAUCAGUCUCGAUCUGCUGAAACGCUUUGAUAUUCAGCCUGUGAGGGGGAGUUUUGAAACUGUGGACACUUCUGCUGAAAGCGCUUAAGUGUGAUUUUGUUAAACAAAAAAAAAAAAGGGAAAAAAAGUUUUUUUGUUUUAUCUCCUUGUUGCUAUUUUUUUUUUUCCUGCCUCUGAUCACACUGCAAAAAUGAUCUCAA
Molecule: messenger RNA, 7862 nt
Organism: Cyprinodon variegatus (sheepshead minnow)
Lineage: Eukaryota; Metazoa; Chordata; Actinopteri; Cyprinodontiformes; Cyprinodontidae
Product: protein sidekick-2-like
Exons: 40
Coding region: 664-6753 (2029 amino acids)
Molecular function (GO): protein binding
Source: RefSeq, a predicted model, not a curated record